This is a messenger RNA of Neodiprion fabricii, 1176 nucleotides long. RefSeq lists its product as uncharacterized. The transcript has 2 exons. Lineage: Eukaryota; Metazoa; Arthropoda; Insecta; Hymenoptera; Diprionidae. Bases 61 to 1176 code for a protein of 371 amino acids. The record is from RefSeq and is a predicted model, not a curated record.
UUCUCUGGUUAUAGGAGUGCAUUAUUAAGAACGUAUUGAAUACUGUGAACUUUUUCAAAAAUGUAUAUCAAUCCCGUGAAUCUCAUAAAUAUUUUGUCGACUUAUUUUAUGAUGAUGAAUUUGCCCGAAACACCAGUGAAUGAGAAUGAAAUGAAAUUAGCAGAUACAAUUAAAGAGUUUUUAAUUGAAAGCAUAAACACAUACACGAGAAUCGAAAUUGAAGAAGACGAAAGCUUGGAAUUUCAAGAACAAUUCAAACACCAUGAGCCUGAAAGUAUAGAAGACAGUGAAUUGGAAUGGGAUUCAAUUUCAUCUGACGAGGCAGAUGACUCUCAAUGUACAAAAAAUGAAGAUGAGAUUUCAUUCGAUUACAAGAAAAAAGCUGUGGAGUUUUGGAGAAGUGGAAAAACAAAAAAUUUAAAUAUUCGUACAGUUGCAUACCGUUUUAAAAAAGUGAUUUCUAAAACACAAUUGAAGCGUUGGGCUCAUCAAAUCAAUAAAGGAGGGACUUUUGAAGAAAAAUUAAAUGAGAUAUCUCAAUAUACUUUAAAUCUCUUCAUUGAAGCAACUGAAUGUGGCAAGAUAGUACACGAUAUUGAUUUGCGACGAUGGGCUUUGACAGUACAUAAAAAUUUCAUGAAUUCCGAUGCACGAUUCAAAGCGUCAAAAAAAUGGGUGAAUAAGUUCAAAAGAGCACAUCGCAUUACGUCUCGGAAAAUUACAAAAUUUAUUACCCGGCAAACUUUAGAAGACUCAAAAAAUCUUAAAAAAACGGCUGAAGAGUUUACAAAUAACAUUAAAUCUGUUAUCAACGACCUUGGUCUGGAAAACGUUUACAAUUCAGAUCAAAGUGGAUUUCAAUUUGAAAUGCAUUCUGGUCGCACUCUUGCAAACCAAGGAUCAAAAGAAAUUGAAUGCGUUGUUCAAUCUAUAUCUUCAACAACUCAUUCUUAUACGAUUCAACCAACGAUAUCCGCCGAUGGAAAAUUACUUUCACCGUUAUAUUUUGUAUCAAAAGAAAUCGGUGGUGACUUUGGCCCACGCGUAGAAAAAACGUUGUUCAAACCCACAAACGUUUUUGUUUCGGCAUCGAAAUCUGGAAAGUUAACAUCAGAUCAUUUCAAACAGUGGCUAACCGAAAUCCAAAAGGGACAACAGGACAAAUACAACCAUUAG